Molecule: messenger RNA, 3199 nt
Organism: Melanotaenia boesemani (Boeseman's rainbowfish)
Lineage: Eukaryota; Metazoa; Chordata; Actinopteri; Atheriniformes; Melanotaeniidae
Gene: nudt4b
Product: nudix (nucleoside diphosphate linked moiety X)-type motif 4b
Exons: 6
Coding region: 223-783 (186 amino acids)
Biological process (GO): adenosine 5'-(hexahydrogen pentaphosphate) catabolic process; diphosphoinositol polyphosphate metabolic process; diadenosine pentaphosphate catabolic process
Cellular component (GO): nucleus; cytoplasm
Molecular function (GO): bis(5'-adenosyl)-hexaphosphatase activity; endopolyphosphatase activity; diphosphoinositol-polyphosphate diphosphatase activity
Source: RefSeq, a predicted model, not a curated record
GUGUUCAUUGAGUCAGCGGCCAUGCGCAAUGUGUUCAGAGGAGGGCUGUGAGGUGUUGUCUUCAUAAGAUCUCCUCCUCAGCGGGAUUGCACAUAUUCACCGUCGACUGGGGAUCUCAGGAACAUCUGGAGCCAUUUGUGUAUCUUCUAGACGCAGUGGUUUUGCGCGAAAAGCUCAAGUCCUGUUACGUCUGAACAGGAGGCAGAAUAAAUUAAAUCUACAAUGAAACUCAAACCGAACCAGACGAGGACAUACGAUGGAGAGGGUUUUAAGAAAAGAGCGGCGUGCCUGUGCUUCAAGAAUGAACGUGAAGAAGAGGUUCUGCUGGUCAGCAGCAGCCGGCAUCCGGACCAGUGGAUUGUUCCCGGAGGAGGGAUGGAGCCAGAGGAGGAGCCAUGUGGCGCCGCUGUGCGAGAGGUGUUUGAAGAGGCCGGUGUAAAGGGCAAGCUCGGACGUUUGCUUGGUGUAUUCGAGCAAAACCAAGAUCGGAAGCACCGAACGUAUGUGUAUGUGUUGACUGUCACGGAGACGCUGGAGGCCUGGGAAGACUCAGUCAACAUCGGCCGGAAGCGGGAAUGGUUCACAGUGGAAGAGGCCAUCAAAGUGCUGCAGAGCCACAAACCCGUACACGCAGAGUACCUGCGGAGACUCCAGCUCAGUUGCUCUCCCACCAAUGGAAACUCUAUCCUCCAGAGCCCACCGCAAAACGACAACUACCCCCAUUAUGGCGCAACCAACACCACACCCUCAACGGGCAGUGUGCUGGCUUCUUCCCACAGAUAGGACUGCACCUCAGCCUCCUGUUCUGCCCCCCUGGGACAGUUUACUCAAAGUCUGUACAGUCUCUUGCAUGAAUCUAAAGACUCCACGGAGCUGAGGCUCUCUUGUAUUUAUAAAAUAAUAGCUGCAAGACUGACCAAAGCCAUUACCAGGACUGUGGUAAAGACUGAGCAGAAGAAACUUGAGCUCACAUCUGAAUAUGGCUCACUGAUGAACACUGUUUUUUCUUUUUCUGGCAACGUGCAGUUUAUGAAGAGGAAGCUGGCGUGACCAACCUACAGUGAAGGGAUGCCUUACAGAAAUUUUGUAUGAAUGUUGUAUUUGGGUUGUUUUAUUUCACCUUUUGGUCAUUUUUACCUUUCAGCUGUGCUGGUAGCCAAUUAAAGGGUAACUGACCCCCAAAGCACACCAAUGUGCAGAAUGUUUCCUAGAUGUUAAAAAGUCAUCAACACAUGAUGCUACAUGAUCUCCCUUCUAACACUACUUCACAGAAUUGGUGGUGUUUUAUUAAAAUUACCUAAAGUGAGAGCACUGGGCUAUUUUAAGUAGUUAAUACUGAAAAAAAGAAAAGAGUUCCAUAUGAUAAAAGUUGUCAAUAACUCUCUACCUCAGUAAACUGAAAACUGGAUACGAUCCUGAGCUGUGACCUCCUUUGACGCAGCGUUAAUGCUUAGAAUUAAACUUCAGCCUCCAGAGUUGCACGUCAGUUGUCUCGGUUUGACCCAACGGAUACUUGAGCACCACCUUGUAUCAGUGCUUACUCUACUUAAGUAUUAAGUUGUGCAAAUGCCUUAGGCGUUACGCUGCAGAGCUCAUCUGAGUUUCUGCUAAUCGGUCAGGAAAAUGGAUUUAUACAAUUUACUCAUACCCUGUCUCAUGUCCGUUAAUGAUCAAUUGUCUGACUAAUAAAAAUCAAGGGCUGCAGCAAGUUGAUCAGCCACUUAUAAAUUUGAUUUCUGUUAAUGUGUUUGAGAAAAAUUGAAGGCUAAAGAUUUAAAAAGACACUGGCUGAACGAUCAAGUUUCCAAAUAUUAAAUGCAGUGUUGAUAUGACAUUUAUGUCUGGCACCUCCAGCCCAAACAAACAUCCUCAAUACAUUUAAAUUCCAAAGAAAUGCAGCUUAUGUUAGCUGCUAAAUUUCACACUAAAGAUGAAUAUUUCUGGCUGGCUCAUCCAAUCUGCUUCGACAGCUGAAUGACAACUAAUUAAAAACAAUUCAGAUUUGUAAAAAAUCUUUUAAAGGGGGGUUUUUAACCCGAAUGAACCUGUACAUUUUCUCUUCAUAUUUUCUAUAUUUUUUAAUGAUGCAGGAAAAGACUACACCUGCUGAGUGUGUACAGUGUAUGAUGAUUGUAAAUAGACAAUGUGCAACAGGACAGGUUGGUGGAACAAAUCCUACAACAAAUCUGUUCAGUUGUUACAGAACGAGAUGUCCUGUUAAAUGUAGUGGUAUUAUAAGGCCUGACAGCACAGAAUGAAAAUAUUAGUUUCUUACCAGAGACUUUAAACAAAAAGGUUGACAUGUUUUAGGGAAAUGGCUAAAAACAAAGAACUUUCUCUAAUUUUUUUUAAACAUAAAUAGCAUUUUGCUAACAGUUUGGUGCCAACCAGGCACAUGUAUGUAGAAUAUAAUUUUAUUCAUUUAUUUUCUAAUUGUAGUGUUUUGAGAUUUGAGAUGAUCAGAUACUUUUUUUUUCUUUUGAGAUUUGGAAAUAAUAAAAAAAAAAACAUACACUGGCAGGAACAGCAGUUUUAUAGUAGAUAACUUCUUGUAAUCUUUUGGCUAACAACACUUUUCUCUACCUGGAGAACUUUGAUCUCGCUUUGUUGCAGCGCUGUGGCAUUUUAUCUCCAGUGUCAUAAACUUUGAUUCCCCAGUUCACCGGUCAUUACGUUCCAGCCUUGCUUCACUCAUGUCUGCCUCUGUGGAUGAAUGUUUAUCACAAGUUGAUGAACUUGAAAUGUCAUGUGCCAAUUUUCAAAACUUGUGUUCAGGUGGGAAAAAAAUAGUUGAUCUGUUUGAGUAAGUUUUUUUUUUUUUUAAGAGAUAAAGAGACGGUAUCCUCCAUUUUUCAAAGCAUUUAUUCAUCCCACGCUGUUUUACCCUUCUCAUGUAAUUUCACACAGACUACAAUUUAAAUUUAACUUGAACCUGUUAAUCCAGAUGUUUCCAGAUGUAAACAGCAGAUCUGUGCAGGCUGAAGCACAUUUGUCUCCACUUGCUGAAAUGCUGCUGAAUGUUCAGGUCUUGGUUGAUUUAGAACUGGUUCUAUUAUUUGUUUUAACAUUUGAAUGAAAGUAAAUCAGAGACUUGUCACAGUUUUAUCAUAUUAUGCAAAGUUAAAUGUGAACAUUAUUUGUACUGGAAAGAUUGUCUCUUUAAAAAGAUUGCAUUAAAGGGGAAACCUAUUACUGAAAA